Molecule: messenger RNA, 1162 nt
Organism: Liolophura sinensis
Lineage: Eukaryota; Metazoa; Mollusca; Polyplacophora; Chitonida; Chitonidae
Product: archaemetzincin-2-like
Exons: 3
Coding region: 113-1162 (349 amino acids)
Biological process (GO): proteolysis
Molecular function (GO): metallopeptidase activity
Source: RefSeq, a predicted model, not a curated record
AAUCCAGCAUAGGUCGAAGUGAAAACGGCAUCACACGGGUAGUGGAGACUGUGUGGUUGAUGUGUAGCAUGGCAGCCAGUUUCCUAGCGUAAAGAAACCAAUCGAUGCUGACAUGUGUCCUUGUGUCAUGCCUAACAAGUCUGCUGAAAGCAGAUGUAUGGUGUUUUACAUUGGAAAACUGCAGAAGAAGUCUUCAGAAGAAAAACUGUUUUAUCAACUUGCUUACAAGUCUCUCCAUAAAGUCCGUUUGGGAAGGAAAACCUCUGCAGGAAUUCCCCAUGAGGGUGCAGAAGAGGGGUUGUUUAAGCAGUAUGAGGGUGAUGAUACAGAUAAGCAGCAGACUUACAUCCAGUGGCGUGCCGCUAUGGAGAUGGAUAUACUGGCCAGGCUAACAGCUGGUCACAGAACAACGAUCUACAUCCAGCCAAUAGGCACUAUCCCGGCAUCAGUGCUAAACUUCUCCCUAGAGAUUAACAAUGAAUGCAUGCCUCUGUUAGACAUUCUCAGAUGCUUUACAGAGAUUUUUUUCACACCAAAGCAGGCGACUGUUUUACCAGCAGUCCACAUCUCUGAAGCAGGCUGGGUCAUCGGGGAACGGACAAGUAAGCUGACAGGAGAACCUCAGCUGUUGGUCCGCGACUUUUAUCCGUAUCUGUUUAAGCGCGUGCCGAGGGAUGGCGUCUGCAUCAUGGGGUUGUCCUGGCUGGACCUCUACCCGUGUGACAAGCUGAACUUUGUCCUGGGCGAGUCCUCGUGUGCUCAUAAAGCAGGUGUGUUCUCUUUUGGGAGAUUUGAUUCCAGAGUACCCCAGCAACCUUCAGAGGGUGUGGCAGUAGAUGGUCCUAUGUUGUGGCAACUUCUGAAGACACUAACACAUGAAGUGUGUCAUCUGUUACGUCUGGAGCAUUGCCCGUUUUUCUGGUGCACGAUGAAUGCAAGCCACACAGUGAGAGAGGCCAUGGAGCAGCCAUUAUUCCUCUGUCCUGUGUGCAUGAGGAAAGUCCAGAAGGUGUGUCGCUUUAGUCUUCUGGAACGUUACACAAACAUGUCCACCUUCCUGAAACAGGUCAAUCAACAAUGUCAGUUUGUGAAAUUUAUGGAGUCCAUAGAAUGGCUGGAAAAAGUGAUGAACUUCUUAAUGCAGACAAAUAAUCCCAGAUAA